Molecule: messenger RNA, 765 nt
Organism: Macrobrachium nipponense
Lineage: Eukaryota; Metazoa; Arthropoda; Malacostraca; Decapoda; Palaemonidae
Exons: 1
Coding region: 1-765 (254 amino acids)
Source: RefSeq, a predicted model, not a curated record
AUGCCCUCCUCGGUGCCCUUCUCCUCCCAACCUUCUCCUUCCACCAAGAGGCCGCCAUCAUCGCCCACCGCCGCCAUCUGGACCCGCCCUUCCCCCUCCUCCUCCGACCACCCUCCCUCGGACUCCUCCUCCUCUUCGUCGUCGUCGGCAGCCGCCUCCCCCGAGGUCAUCAUCGCGCCUCCGAGUGACACGCAGCACCAGCACCAGCAGCAGCAGACGGCCACCGCCGCCGCGGCCCUGGCGCCCGAACUCUCGGUCAUCCCGCUGCCCGUGCCCUCCUGGGCGGCGUCCUGCUCGUCGUCGGCGUCGGCCUCCUCGCCGCCGCCGCUAGACGCCCACCACCCCCCGCCCGCGGUGCAUCUCCCGGCGGUCUUCCUCUCCUCGGCGGACUCGAGGGCCGCCUCCUCGACGCGGCUCCCACUCGCUUCCCCACCGCUGCAGCAGCCUCCGCCUCCACCGCCGCCGCCGCCUUUGCCUCUGUCUCUGCCGCUGCCGCUGUCGCUGCCUCUCCUCUCCUCCAGAGGAUCUGCGGGAGGAGGAGGACUGGGAGGAUCGUCAUCAUCAUCGCCACCGUCCACUUCACCGCACGUGUCCCUUUCCCAACACGUGUCCCUCUCGUCCCCGAUCCCUACGGUCGUGCCGAUCAGCAGCAGCAGCACCACCACCAACAGCCCUUCGGCGGCUGCAGUGGCUGCAGCGGCGGCGGCGGCGGCAGCAGCAGCGGCGGCCGUCUGUAGUCGUCAGCGGCGCCUCCAGCAGCAGUAG